CGGCGACGUGUAACCCGUGCUGCAGGUGAACCAUUCGGCUCCGGCGCCUCUCUGUGGAUUGUUCAGAGGGCUGAAAACAAUGCGCGUUGCUGCGAAAAGCGCCAAGUUGCUUUUGUAGAAUUCGUUAAACGGGACGCGGUCGCCUGGAUGACAGCCGAUGAUGAUUUGAACGGGCAGCGGUGUGGGAGAAAAGCUGUACAUUAUCUGAGGAUUAUAAACCUGACAUGUGGACGCCUAGUGAGACGUAACCUGAGGUUGCAUCCUGAGGAAAAACCAGGAUGUAUUCCAUUGCCUUGGAGCUUUUAGGCAAGACCAGUGUUAGAGGUUGUUGUAAUCCCUCUGCUGCAGGAGUGCUGCUCCUGCUGUGUCUUGGCUUCCCUCCCUCCAUGGCCACUUGCCCACCUUCCUGCCUUUGUGCCAGUGAUAUAAUUUCCUGCAGUGGCUACAAUCUGUCUGCGGUGCCCUUUGAUCUACCAAGUUAUGCCACACGUUUGGACCUUAGCCACAACAGACUCACUGCCCUGCGUGUGGACUGGAUUUCCCAACCGUUCGACCGACUCGUUACACUGGUUCUCAGCAAAAACUUCAUAAGCAGUAUAGAGGUGAACACCUUCAGUGUGGCUUCACAUCUCCUCCACUUGGACCUCUCAUCCAACCAGCUGACAGUGCUGAAUUCAUCCAUCUUCACUGGGUUGAAAGAACUGAAGGAGUUGCUGCUGUUUGACAACCAGAUCAUUCAGAUCGACCCAGGGGCCUUCAGGGACCUCCACAACCUACAAAGGCUCUACCUGUCUACGAACAGGCUGUCUGUCUUCCCCCUGGGGAUUUAUGAGGAACCUGAGGGGCCUCUAAACCUGACCUUUCUUGACCUGUCAUAUAAUAGGCUCUCUAAGGUGCCUGUCCAAAGCCUGUUGUCCCUCACCCGCCAAAGAGGAAUUUAUUUGCAGGAAAACCCUUUAGUCUGUGACUGUGCAUUGCUUGCCUUGCUGGAGUAUUGGAUGUGGAAACAGUAUCCUCCUCUAGUGGAUUUCAGAGGUCAAUACCCGUGUAGAAAAGGGGCAGAAUCACAGUUUAAUUGUAAGCAGCAUGAAAUGUCAGAUAUGCUCAUUGAGGAACAGCUCUACCAAAUAGACCCUGGUCAGUUGUUAAGAGUGCCAUGCCCAGGGUUGACUUUGCCAGUCCAGGAGGAGCUUGUGGUCUUUUGGAUCACCCCCAAGAUGGUACUGAAUUCAAGCAAUGAUUUAGGUGCGCACAUCGCAGUUCUUCCCAAUGGCACCCUUGAAGUCCGAGAAGCGCUGUUGGAAGAUUCAGGUACAUAUUGGUGUGUCAUACCCCGUGGACAGAACUACGGCCCCAGCAGCUCCCUGGAGGUCACAGUGGUGGUUGGUAAUUCAAGCAUUACCUCCACCAGUGGUUCGGCACAUCGCAGUACUACAGAAAAUUUCAAUACUGCAUUUACCACCCUUGCUUCUUGUGUGGUCAGCAUCAUAUUGGUGCUGCUUUACCUCUACCUCACCCCCUGUCGGUGUCGAGAUGCCAGGGGCGGGGGCUCAAGAGGAUGCGGUGGACGAGCCAUUAUCCUGUGUUCAGACCCCAGAGAAGUGGAAUCAGCACAGCAACGGUCAAAUGGGAAGAAGGUGGCUUUCUUAGAGCCUCAGACUGAGGACUCUGAUAUUGGCUGCACAAAAAUAGCAGCAGUUAACUUGGGUGAUGUCACCACCGAGGGCAUUCUUAAGAAUGGAAGUAGGACAGUGGGACAGCCCCUCACAGACCCCACUCACAUGGCAUAGCAAGAAAAAAUACCUUUUGCACAUUUCCAUACAGCCUGAACCCAAGUGUUUUUUGCUCACUGUCUUGUUUCAGUACAUCAUGAAAAAAUCCAUUUGAUGUGAGUACUGCACAGUGAUUUUUGUGAAGUAGUUAUGCACUGUGGGGUUUGGGUGUUUGGUCUAAAGCAGAAAAUGCAGUCUUUUUGUGGGCAGUAUUUCAAUUAUGUCUCAACUGUAAGUGGUGUCUGUUUUUUUUUUAUAUUAAGAGUUCAUAUGGAAAUUCCAACGUUACCGCAGGAAAUUGUUACAACAAAGAUCACAAAGAUAUAAAUGUGGGUGUUUUUUUUAUAUAUUGGGCCAAGAGAAAUAUCACCUGAUGUGAUGAGCUGUGAGAGGCAGUGAUGGCUGUUGGGUAUUGUGCAUGCAUUUUCAAUGCAUCAUGACCGUCCUUUUACCAUCCGUCUUGUACUGUGGGGCAUAUUGUGUCUGGAGCAUACCAGUCAUACUUGUGAAUUUAUUGUUGUUUAACAAUGUUGUGCAGAUUGUCUGCUAUUCACCUUCAAAAUCUAUAUGAACCUGUAAAAAUUCCUUCAUAGAAAAAACACACAAAACCUAUUGUGUUGCUCUUGUUGCAGAAAAAAAGCACUUGAUGAACUGUUACAGGGAUGGUUUCCUCAAAGAAGAACAUUCUUUCUAAAUGCCCUAUAAUGGUAUGGAGCUGUUAUUGUCAUGGCUUUUGUAAAUAAAUUAUGGAUGU
Messenger RNA from Archocentrus centrarchus (flier cichlid), 2526 nucleotides. Its product is annotated as amphoterin-induced protein 2-like. Lineage: Eukaryota; Metazoa; Chordata; Actinopteri; Cichliformes; Cichlidae. Bases 279 to 1790 code for a protein of 503 amino acids. Gene Ontology annotation, molecular function: protein binding. The transcript has 2 exons. The record is from RefSeq and is a predicted model, not a curated record.